Molecule: messenger RNA, 1179 nt
Organism: Pyrus x bretschneideri (Chinese white pear)
Lineage: Eukaryota; Viridiplantae; Streptophyta; Magnoliopsida; Rosales; Rosaceae
Product: protein transport protein Sec24-like At4g32640
Exons: 6
Coding region: 305-748 (147 amino acids)
Biological process (GO): COPII-coated vesicle cargo loading
Cellular component (GO): COPII vesicle coat; endoplasmic reticulum exit site
Molecular function (GO): zinc ion binding; SNARE binding
Source: RefSeq, a predicted model, not a curated record
AAGUCCUUAAAUAUUGUGUAUAGCGGCAAACGAAAUUGCUUCAAGUGCUCUCUUGUGUGUACGGGAACAAGUGACAAAUCUGUGCGUCAGUAGUCUGCUUUCAUAUCGUAAAUUUUGUGCUACUGUAUCAUCUUCUGGACAGCUUAUUCUUCCGGAGGCACUGAAGCUCCUGCCUCUAUACACCCUUGCAUUAAUCAAAAGUACGGGGCUACGAAGUGAUGGAAAAAUAGAUGAGCAGUCCUUCUGGAUCAAUCAUGUGUCUUCCCUUUCUGUUCCUUUGGCAGUUCCACUGGUGUACCCCAGAAUGGUGGCUAUUCAUGAUCUCGAAUCCAAAAAGGAGGGUGAUGAAUCUCUAAUUCCUCCGGUUAUUCCACUUUCUAGCGAACACGUGAGUGACAAGGGAAUUUAUCUUCUAGAGAAUGGUGAGGACUGUUUAAUAUAUAUUGGAAACUUGGUGGAUCCUGGAAUUUUGCAGCAACUGUUUGGAAUCACCUCUGCUGAUGGACUUCCUACUCAGUUUGUGCUGCAGCAGUAUGACAAUCCAUUAUCGAAGAAGCUGAAUGGCGUGGUAAAUGAAAUACGGCGCCAAAGAUGUUCCUACCUUCGCUUAAAGUUGUGCAAGAAAGGAGAUCCGUCAGGAGCAUUGUUUUUCUCAUGCAUGGUCAAAGACCAGAGUCCGAAUGGCCCCUCCUAUGUUGAGUUUCUGGUACAUGUCCAUCGGCAAAUACAGAUGAAAAUGGCGUCAUAACUGCUCGUUCUUCUCCAGUUUGAACUAAAAGUUUUUGCUAGAGCACACAGGAAUUCAAUGAAAAGCAGAAAAAAAAAAAAAAAAAGACGUUUUCCAUCCAUAUGCGCUCUGCGAUCAUCCCGCAGGCUAUUUAUAUGUGAAGAGCAGUCGAGCUGGGUUUGGCUAAGAUAGGUUUGUUAAAAUUACAGUUGACACCCUUAGUAGACGCUACCACUAGUACGUACAAAGCUUAUUACUGUUUUUAAGUUGCCCCGACCCGAUUCUUUUCUGUGAACUCCCUUUCCGUUUUGGUUUACUGUGAUGAACCAGAAAGGGAAAAACAAAAAGGAUGUAAGAAAUGUUGGUACUUGGGAUAAACCUUGUAAAUUAUGGUUGGAGAAAGAGAAAUGUAUAAACAGGUUUGUUAUUCAAAAUGUUUUGGCUUCUGCUUU